This is a messenger RNA of Planococcus citri (citrus mealybug), 976 nucleotides long. RefSeq lists its product as uncharacterized. Lineage: Eukaryota; Metazoa; Arthropoda; Insecta; Hemiptera; Pseudococcidae. The transcript is spliced from 2 exons. The coding region runs from base 84 to 875 and encodes 263 amino acids. The record is from RefSeq and is a predicted model, not a curated record.
AUAUUUCAACUCGAAUUUCCACCAUUUAUGUAUCUGCCUACAUAUUUUCGUAACGAAGUACAUGGAAUAGCGGUUAGUUCAAAAUGUUGUCUUUUAUUCAAACGAUCGUGAUGGUUUUACUGACCGUGGCCUGUUUCCAGCAUGAUUCAUCAACAUGGGCGAGCAGAUCACGCCAACGAAGGAAUCAAGUCGCGAAAGAUAUCGUCAUAGAAGGUAAAAAUGGCGUAAUCAGAGUGGAUGGAAAAAUCUUUCCCGAGAACGACGAUGAAUUUAAACGAGGCCACGUUCACGUAUAUACCUCCAAGGGUCUAAUAUGCAUCAACGACAAAGUGGUUUACGAUUCAACCGUUACAUCUUCGCAAAUCUCCACUACUAUGUACGUAGACAACAGAUCUGUGACUCAUUUCAAAAUCAAUGCAAAAAGAAAUGGCGAAUUUGGAUACGAAGAUGAUCACGGUGAAAUUGAACUCGCAAGGUCUGCGAACUUAGCCAAAAAGAUACGCUAUUUAAAGGGUUUAUUAGCGGGAGAUGAUGAAAAUUCUGUUCCGAAGGAAGAACCGUAUCAUUAUCAGAAGAGUAUUCAAGAUAUCGUCAUAAAAGGUGAACAUGGUCAGAUCACGGUGAAAGGAGAAAUUGUUCGUAAGAUGGAUGAACAAUUUAAAAACGGUAUCGUUCACUUGAAUGUUUUCGACGGUGUUGUUUAUAUCAACGAUAGAAAGAUUUAUGGUAAAUCUAUCACUUGUCCGGGUAAUUGUCCUAGUAUGGAAUUGAAUUUCGAUGAAGGAGUCACUAGCUUUGAAAUGGUAAUAUCGAGAAAUGGUAGGGUCGAGUAUAAAGAUAAUAGACAAGUGAUUAUCGGUGGCAGCAUUGUUUAACUAAAAUGAAUAGGUAUAUAUAUUUUGCAUUUAUCUAUUUUUAAUGAACCUAGUUUCUAAUCUAUACCUAUCCUUUAUGGAAGUAUUUAUUAAAAUUUGAU